Molecule: messenger RNA, 1485 nt
Organism: Protopolystoma xenopodis
Lineage: Eukaryota; Metazoa; Platyhelminthes; Monogenea; Polystomatidea; Polystomatidae
Source: the annotation of a GenBank genome assembly
AUGAUUCUUAUUGUGUAUAUUACAUUUAUUUUAUUCGGCCUUCAUUUUUGUGGAAGCAAAUAUAGUCCAGCACCUAAUAUUUGGAGUGGCUAUACCCGCUCAUUUAGCAAGACUCCAAUUUAUUUAUAUGAAAGGAGAUCUUUUCAAAAGCCUUAUUCUAUAUACAACAGGAGACCUACCGGAAGUCUUUCUUGGCAGCAUGAGGCGCCAGUACUUUCUUCUCAUACUGAAAUUUAUGACCUUAUUCACAAUAGGAAGGCAGAUCCACUUUUCAACACAGAUGAAUCCAUUUCUCCGUCACAAGAACGGCUGCCAGACCCAGAUAUGCAACGACGCAUGUGGAUGCAUUCUAAUUAUGCUCAGCUGCCCACUCCUGACUCAAAUCACAUGACUACAUCGAUGUCCCGCCCUUCAAGAGCAUUUAGGAUGCCUAAUCUUGACAACUUUGCCAUUCAUCAAGUCCCAGGAUUCGAGUAUUCAGAUCGAAAUGGUAGGCCGGCCCAAGAUGAUGCAUUAGAAUACAGACCUGCAAAUGUAAAACCACCACGAAGCAGUCUCGUGUGGAAUGAAGAAGGCAAAUUUUGGGGGUAUGCUAAAACAGAUCACGGUCUAAUGCUCCGUCCACAAGAUUACCCUUCUCAGACCAGUAAUUAUCCGACUUAUUCAAAUUAUGAUGAUGGAUCUUGUAUUCCACCAUUUUGCAUCCCAGUAAUGUGCAAUGAUAGUGAAAAAAAGGAAACCUGCAAGGGCUCUUGCUGCAAACAACUUUGUGACCCACCUUGCCUAAAUGGAGGCGCAUGCCGCAAUCAAACAUGUUCAUGUCCCCCAGGAUUUCUUGGACCCCAGUGCCAGGCCUUCACUACGACUCUUUGCCGACAAAUACACGCCUUGGAUUGCUUUUUUGGAUGUGCAGCAAAUGAGCCUUCUAACAAGUUUUUAUGCAUCUGUAGGCCCUGGAAAGUAGAGGAUAUUUCGAAUUGCACAUCUGUAGGCAUAGAAUCAUUUGCAUGCCCUGAAGGUUGCAAUGACAGAGGAAGAUGUGAUAUAAAGACACGUAAGUGUCAUUGUAAUGAACCGUACUCCGGACUGGCUUGCGAAAGUCAAGAUUACUGCAAAGCGUCCAACCUAAUGCCAUGUGAAUAUAAAUGUCUUAACACUCCAGAAGGACGCCAUUGCAUUUGUCCCAGGGGGGCUAGUCUAAAUACAGAUGGAUACUCAUGCAGUAUGGGGCAGUCAAAAUGUCCACAUGGAACUACUGGAGAGCGAUGUGAACUAGAUAUUGAUGAAUGUCUGACCGGCACACACGAUUGUGAACAGAUUUGCAAAAACGUAUUUGGCGGCUAUGAAUGCUCAUGCAAUCCAGGAUUUACUGUUAAUCCAGUGAAUGCACGCAGCUGUAUAAGGCAUGGCUGUGAUCCACAAUGCAUUGCUGAGCAGGGUAUAUGUACUGCUCAAAAUAUAUGCAAAUGUCUUAAUGGGUUCAAG